AUGUGGGGAUAUUUUUUUGGAGGAAAUAGCCAACAAAAGAAAGAUUUACCAAAGAAGGCAAUAGUGGAAUUGCGAGAACACAUACAAACACUAAACAAGAAGAAGAACCAUUUGCAACAGCAAAUGGAUGACCAAGAUCAGUUGGCCAGAAAAUAUGUUAGUUCAAAACAAACAACUUUAGCUAAAAGUGCUUUAAAAAGAAAAAAGGGGUAUGAAUCUAAUCUAUUAAAAGUGGAAAACCAGAUUGAAACUUUGGAAACACAAUUAAUUAGUAUCGAAGGAGCAAACUUGAACUUGGAAACUAUGAAAGCUAUGAAACAAGGAGCAAAGGCCAUGAAACAAAUACAUGGGGAAUACGAUGUAGACAAAGUUGAAGAUACUAUGGAUGAAAUAAGAGAACAAGUAGAGUUAGCCGAUGAAAUCAGUGAAGCUAUAUCGAGGCCCGUUGGUAAUGAAUUUGUUGAUGAAGAUGAAUUGGACGAAGAAUUGAAAGAGUUGGAGGCAGAAGCUAAAGAACAAGAACAAGAACAUAGAGUGCCAGCUCAAAAGGCAAAACCACAACCUGUAUCAAGAGAAGAAGAGUUACCACAAUUCCCAUCUGUUAACAAGAAAGCUCCAGUAGUAGAAGAAGAUGAAGAUGAAGAAGCAUUGAAAGCAUUGCAAGCUGAAAUGGGAUUAUGA
Messenger RNA from Candida albicans SC5314, 681 nucleotides. RefSeq names its product ESCRT-III subunit protein (gene SNF7). The transcript has a single exon. Lineage: Eukaryota; Fungi; Ascomycota; Pichiomycetes; Serinales; Debaryomycetaceae. Gene Ontology annotation, biological process: vesicle budding from membrane; late endosome to vacuole transport via multivesicular body sorting pathway. Bases 1 to 681 code for a protein of 226 amino acids. The record is from RefSeq and is a predicted model, not a curated record. Gene Ontology annotation, cellular component: multivesicular body; ESCRT III complex; cytoplasmic side of plasma membrane.